AUGGAUCCAGGUGGUGGAAGUCUUGGGUUGCAAACACAAGAAUCCAAAAUGCCUCACACUAUGAUUAUGCAGGAUUUCGUGGCUGGAAUGGCUGGCACUGCUCAUAUUGAUGGAGACCAUAUUGUUGUAUCAGUUCCCGAAGCUGUCCUAGUUUCUGAUGUUGUUACCGAUGAUGGAAUAACUCUUGAUCAUGGCUUAGCAGCUGAAGUUGUCCAAGGACCUGACAUCAUCACUGAAACUGAUGUUGUAACAGAAGGUGUAAUUGUUCCCGAUUCUGUUUUGGAAGCUGAUGUUGCUAUUGAAGAAGCUUUAGAUACCAGUGAUCAUGUUUUGACUUCAGAUCUAAUAACAGAAACUGUUAGAGUUCCCGAUCAGGUUUUUGUGGCUGACCUUGUAACGGGUCCUGAUGGACAUUUGGAGCAUGUGGUGCAAGACUCUGUGUCAGGAGCCAACUCACCAACAAUGGUUUCAGAAGAAGUUCUCGUAACGAACUCAGAUUCUGAAGCAGUCAUUCAGGCAGCUGGUACUGUUCCUGGCUCCACAGUGACUAUAAAAACAGAAGACGAUGAUGAUGGCAAGAGCACAUCUGAGGACUACUUAAUGAUAUCUUUGGAUGAUGUUGGAGAAAAACUGGACCACAUAGGAAGCACUCCCUUGAAAAUCAGCACUGAGGUGGCAAAUGAUGAUGUUGCUAAAGAUGAUGGGUUUGGUUCAGAAGUUAUCAAAGUCUACAUAUUUAAAGCUGAAGCUGAGGAUGAUGUCGAAAUAGGUGGGACAGAAAUUGUCACAGAGAGUGACUUUCACAAUGGACAUUCUGUAGCUGGAGUAAUUGAACAAGGAGGUGUUGGUAGAAUGCAGCGAGAAAAAAUGGUUUACAUGGCUGUUAAGGACUCUUCUCAGGAAGAUGAAGAUAUUAGCUGUGCUGAAAUAGCAGAUGAAGUUUAUAUGGAAGUUAUUGUAGGUGAAGAAGAAGCCACGCCACUUCCAGACACACAGCUUGAAGACUCCAGCGUGAAUAAAACCUUUGUCCCUGUUGCUUGGGCUGCUGCUUACGGAGAUGAAAGAAGGUUAUCCAGAAGAUACGAAGAUGGUCAAGCGGCAGGAAAUAACUUGGAUACACGAUUAGAAAACAAAAACGGUAAUGCAACACAGUACCUGCAGAUUUGUGAUAGCAUUAGCACUAAUAGGGUGCUAAAACAAAAAACCAAGAAAAGGAGGAGAGGAGAGGCCAGGCAAUGGCAAACAGCUGUUAUAAUAGGUCCUGAUGGACAGCCCUUAACAGUUUACCCUUGUCAUAUUUGUGGGAAAAAAUUUAAAUCCAGAGGAUUCUUGAAAAGGCAUAUGAAGAAUCAUCCAGAUCAUAUGAUUAAGAAGAAGUACCAGUGUACAGACUGUGACUUUACAACUAACAAAAAAGUAAGUUUCCACAAUCAUCUGGAAAGCCAUAAACUAAUAAAUAAAGUUGAUAAAACACAUGAGUUCACAGAAUAUACAAGAAGAUACAGAGAAGCAAGCCCAUUGAGUUCUAACAAACUCAUACUGAGGGACAAGGAGCCUAAGCUACACAAGUGCAAAUAUUGUGACUACGAAACCGCAGAGCAGGGACUACUCAAUAGACAUCUACUUGCAGUUCAUAGUAAGAACUUCCCUCAUGUGUGUGUGGAGUGUGGGAAAGGAUUCCGUCACCCGUCAGAGCUGAAAAAGCAUAUGAGGACCCACACUGGGGAAAAGCCAUACCAGUGUCAGCACUGUGUCUUCAGGUGUGCUGAUCAGUCCAACCUGAAAACUCACAUCAAAACCAAACACGGGACUGAUUUACCGUUUAAAUGCGAGCACUGUCCCCAGGCUUUUGCAGAUGAGAAAGAACUGCAGCAGCACACAGAACUAUUUCAAGGGCAUAAGACUCACCAGUGUCCACAUUGUGACCAUAAGAGCACCAACUCAAGUGACCUGAAGCGACACAUUAUUUCAGUUCACACAAAGGAUUUUCCCCACAAAUGUGAGGUAUGUGAAAAAGGCUUCCAUCGUCCAUCUGAGCUCAAAAAGCAUAGUGAAACCCAUAAAGGUAAAAAAAUACAUCAGUGUAGACACUGUGACUUUAAAACGUCAGAUCCUUUUGUACUUAGUGGGCAUAUCCUCUCAGUUCACACCAAGGACCUGCCUUUUAAAUGCAAAAGAUGUAAAAGAGGAUUUAGACAGCAAAAUGAACUUAAGAAGCACAUGAAGACCCACAGUGGAAGAAAAGUUUAUCAAUGCCAGUAUUGUGAAUAUAGCACUACGGAUGCGUCAGGCUUUAAACGACAUGUAAUAUCAAUACACACAAAGGACUAUCCACAUAGGUGUGAGUAUUGCAAAAAGGGGUUCCGUAGACCAUCCGAAAAAAAUCAGCAUAUAAUGAGGCACCACAAAGAGGCCAUAAUGUAAAAUAUGAUCUCCAGAAGGAAGCAAUUUAGAAACUGUGAUAUGCUAAUUGGGG
Molecule: messenger RNA, 2476 nt
Organism: Nestor notabilis (Kea)
Lineage: Eukaryota; Metazoa; Chordata; Aves; Psittaciformes; Psittacidae
Gene: ZNF711
Product: zinc finger protein 711
Exons: 8
Coding region: 1-2424 (807 amino acids)
Biological process (GO): regulation of transcription by RNA polymerase II
Cellular component (GO): chromosome; nucleus
Molecular function (GO): chromatin insulator sequence binding; RNA polymerase II transcription regulatory region sequence-specific DNA binding; DNA-binding transcription factor activity, RNA polymerase II-specific
Source: RefSeq, a predicted model, not a curated record